Closterium sp. Naga37s-1 is the source of this 2193-nucleotide messenger RNA. The record is from the annotation of a GenBank genome assembly. NCBI's taxonomy places the organism in Eukaryota, Viridiplantae, Streptophyta, Zygnematophyceae, Desmidiales, Closteriaceae.
AUGGCUGUCUCAGGCGACGUGGAGGUGUGCAGGAGGGCGCUGCUGCCGCGCAUGCUGUCCGUGUCACAGGACGCGGCGGUGCUGCGCCGCCCCUUCAAGUCGCCGUGCCCCGGUGCCACCACCAGCGCCUCCCCCGAGCUGCUCAGGCGCCUCGCUGCAUGCCGCCGCUUCGUGGCGUGGGGAGGGGGCGUGCACCGCCGACCCCUGGUCAUGGCGCCCGUUUUCGAGCAGGAGACAGAAGAGGCCAGUGAGGAGGGCAAGCCGGGGCAAGGCGAGGAGGAGGGGGCGGCGACAGUGGCGGCAGCGGAGGCGGGGUAUGAGCCAUUGGUGCUGUGGGUGCCGGAGGAGGAUCCGUUCCACGCGUGUGAGCAGUCACAGCCCAUCGCCGUCGACCCCAUCCUCGCCAAGUGCCUCCGCGCCCACCAGCGGGAGGGAGUGGCGUUCAUGUUUGAGUGUGUGGCGGGGCUCAAGGACUUCCACCAGCAAGGCGACGAUGACCUCGGCUGCUAUGGCUGCAUCCUCGCUGAUGACAUGGGGCUCGGCAAGACGCUGCAGUCGAUAGCGCUGCUGUGGACGCUGCUGAAGCAGGGCUUCCAGGGGCCCAAGGGGCCGCCGCUGGUGCGGCGAGCGCUCAUAGUCACGCCCACGAGCCUGGUGAGCAACUGGGCGGCGGAGCUGGACAAGUGGCUGGGCGGCCGCGUGCGCUGCGUGGCGCUGUGUGAGGCCAGCCGUGCCGACGCCCUCAAAGGCAUCCAGCAGUUCCUGGCUCCGCGCGGCACUCACCAUGUGCUGAUAGUGUCGUACGAGACGUUCCGCCUGCACGCCACAGCGUUCCACCACGACGGGGCGUGCGACCUGGUGAUCUGUGAUGAGGCGCAUCGCCUCAAGAACGACCGUACGCUCACCACCCAGGCGCUGGCAGGACUGCCUUGCAGGCGCCGAGUGCUGCUCUCUGGCACUCCCAUGCAGAACGAUCUGGAGGAGUUCUACGCCAUGGUGUCUUUCACCAACCCGGGCGUGCUUAGCAACGCCGCCCACUUCCGACGCCACUUCCAGGCGCCCAUUUUGGCGGGGAGGGAGCCGCAGGCAUCGGAGGAGGAGAGGGCCCUGGGGGCGCAGCGAUCUGCGGAGCUGAGUGACCGCGUCAACCAGGUAGGGGGAGGGUGGGGGCGCGAGUGCACACAGAGGGUGGUAGACGAGUGGGGCAUGCAGUGGAGCCACGUGCCCAUCCGUGCAUUUGCUGUCAUAUGCCCACUUCUCCUCUGCCCCCCUUCUAAUCGCCUCCCCUCCUGUCCCCUGCCCCCACCUGCCUGUGCCCCCUGCCCCCACCUGCCUGUGCCCCCUGCCCCCACCUGCCUGUGCCCCCUGCCCGCUUGUGCCCGGCAGUUCAUUCUACGCCGCACCAACGCGCUCCUCUCCAACCACCUGCCUCCCAAGAUAGUGGAGAUAGUGUGUUGCCGCAUGACGGACCUGCAGCGGCAGCUGUACGAGCGAUUCAUUCACUCUAAGAAUGUGCGCACGGCACUGGAGGACGGGAAGAAGGCGCGGGCGCUGGCGUCCAUCACGGCCCUCAAGAAGCUCUGCAACCACCCCAAGCUGCUGUAUGACUCCAUCAGGGCCGGAGGGGCGGAGGCAGCUGGCUUUGAGGACGCUCUCCCGCUCUUCCCACCCGAAAUGUUCAAUGGGAGGAGUGGCACGUGGACCGGGGGGGGCGGCACGUGGGUGCAGCUGUCGGGCAAGAUGGUGGUGCUGGCACGGCUGCUGGCACACCUGCGCACACGCACCACGGACCGCAUCGUACUCGUCUCCAACUACACACAGACGUUGGACCUAUUUGCGCAGCUGUGCCGGGAGCAUGGGUACCCCUUCGUGCGGCUGGAUGGAGGCACCUCGGUGGGCAAGAGGCAGAAGCUCGUGCAGCAGUUCAACGACCCCCACGCCGACGAGUUUGUGUUUCUGCUGAGCAGCAAGGCGGGGGGGUGUGGGCUGAACCUCAUAGGCGGAAACCGACUCGUGCUCUUUGACCCCGACUGGAACCCCGCCAACGACAAGCAGGCGGCGGCGCGUGUGUGGAGGGACGGGCAGAAGAAGCGUGUGUUUGUGUACCGCUUCCUGGCAGCGGGCACCAUUGAGGAGAAGGUGAGCCGCAGCAUCAAAGGGAGGGUGAGCGCCCUGCAUGUGAGGCGAGGGUGA